Blepharisma stoltei is the source of this 1406-nucleotide messenger RNA. The record is from the annotation of a GenBank genome assembly. NCBI's taxonomy places the organism in Eukaryota, Ciliophora, Heterotrichea, Heterotrichida, Blepharismidae.
AUGAGAGAAAUCGUUCACGUUCAAGGAGGUCAAUGCGGUAACCAAAUCGGCGCCAAAUUCUGGGAAGUCAUCUCUGACGAGCACGGAAUUGACCCUACUGGGACCUAUCACGGAGACUCAGACCUUCAGUUGGAAAGAAUCAACGUCUACUACAAUGAAGCCACUGGCGGGCGUUAUGUCCCAAGAGCUGUUCUAAUGGAUCUCGAGCCAGGCACCAUGGACUCUGUAAGAGCUGGCCCAUUCGGCCAGUUGUUCAGACCAGACAACUUCGUUUUCGGCCAAUCCGGAGCUGGAAACAACUGGGCUAAAGGCCAUUACACUGAAGGUGCUGAGCUCAUUGAUACCGUCUUAGACGUUGUUAGGAAAGAAGCUGAAGGCUGCGACUGCUUGCAAGGCUUCCAAAUCACCCACUCAUUAGGAGGUGGUACUGGAUCUGGUAUGGGAACCCUUUUGAUUUCCAAGGUCAGAGAAGAAUACCCAGACAGAAUUAUGGAAACAUUCUCAGUCUUCCCAAGCCCUAAGGUCUCUGAUACCGUCGUUGAACCAUAUAACGCAACUCUCUCAGUCCACCAGCUUGUCGAAAACUCUGAUGAGGUCAUGGUCAUCGAUAACGAGGCCCUUUAUGAUAUCUGCUUCAGAACCCUCAAACUGACCACCCCAACCUACGGAGAUCUUAACCACCUUGUCAGUGCUUCAAUGUCAGGAGUUACCUGCUCAAUCAGAUUCCCAGGCCAACUUAACGCUGAUUUAAGAAAAUUGGCUGUCAACCUGAUUCCUUUCCCUAGACUCCACUUCUUCAUGAUUGGUUUUGCCCCUCUCACCUCAAGAGGCUCCCAACAAUAUAGAGCUUUGACCGUCCCAGAACUCACCCAACAGAUGUUCGACGCCAAGAACAUGAUGUGCGCUUCUGACCCAAGACACGGCAGAUACCUCACAGCAGCCGCCAUUUUCAGAGGAAGAAUGUCAACCAAGGAAGUCGACGAACAAAUGUUGAACGUCCAAAACAAGAACUCCAGCUACUUCGUAGAAUGGAUUCCAAACAACAUGAAGUCUUCAGUCUGUGAUAUCCCACCUAAAGGACUUAAGAUGGCAGUCACUUUCAUUGGAAACUCCACUGCAAUCCAAGAAAUGUUCAAGAGAGUCGCUGAACAAUUCACUGCUAUGCCAUUUAUAGUGACUGGAAUUUCUAUUGGUUAGUUUUUAUAUUUUUGAUAAUAUAAUAGUAAGGGCAUAUGUUCAGAAGAAAAGCUUUCUUGCAUUGGUACACUGGUGAAGGUAUGGAUGAGAUGGAAUUCACUGAAGCUGAAAGCAACAUGAACGACUUAGUCAGCGAAUACCAACAAUACCAAGACGCCACUGCUGAGGAAGAAGGAGAAUUCGACGAAGAAGAAGAAGCUGCAGCAUAA